Molecule: messenger RNA, 1923 nt
Organism: Drosophila guanche
Lineage: Eukaryota; Metazoa; Arthropoda; Insecta; Diptera; Drosophilidae
Product: protein swallow
Exons: 3
Coding region: 119-1741 (540 amino acids)
Source: RefSeq, a predicted model, not a curated record
GCAGUUGGCAGUUCUUUGUGCCUAACGGUGCUCUUCCAGUCGUCAUCGGUCCAAUAGUAGUGUUUUUGUGUAAAAUUCUUCUCGCGGUUUGUCGUCGUUUUUUGUAAUUUUGUUAAAUAUGAGUCUGGAGGACGAAAGCUUUCCCGCCGACGAACUGUUUGAGCAGCUAAACAGCGUGGGCGCUGGUGCCCCGCGACAGUUCAAGAGGCAGUUUAGCGUACACGAUCAGCCAGUGGCGUUUGAGCGCAAUCCGGCGCCAUUUUUAACCAGCGACUGCUCCGACGAGAGUUCGUUCAUCGAUGCCGCCAACAAAAGUGCCAAGACCUGUGUCAGUGACCCCGUGGGCCGUGACCAGGGCGAAGAAGAGGAAGGCGAAGAGGUGGAUAAAUCUUUCGCAGAGUCUGCAAUGGCAAAAGGAAUUAUCACAGUAGGACAGAUGGGCAGUGCCCAAAGCAGCAAGUCUGUCUCCUACCAGGACAUACACUCGGCGUACACAAAGCGGCGCUACAAGCACGUGACCAGCAAAGUGGCCAAGUACAUAGCGGACAUCCAGGAGCAGGACCAGCAGCGCCGGAAUGCCAAGAAGUUCCAGCACCACAGCUCCAUGCCGGAGUAUCUGACGCCCACAGCCACAGACAGAGCGCGCGCGGCCCACUUCAGUGCGGACGAGCUGCACAAUCUGGAUGUGUCGCUGGACAACAGCAGUGCGACCGACGCCAAGGCGGCCAACGACAGCUACGAGCGUCUGCUCAGCGAGAAUGAGCGCCUGCAUAAUGACAAGGAGGACCUGAAGGACGUCCAAGUGCGUCUGGAGAACGAGCAGCAGCGGCUGCAGUCCUACAGCGACUAUCUGCAGGCCAAGCUGGACGAGAAGGCCAUGGAGAAUAUGCAGCUGCGACGCAGCUGUGAGAUGUUGCGCACCGAUCUGACCGACUGCGAACAGAAGUUGAAACGCAAUCAAAGUCACUCGCUCCGAUCCCUCAACUUCUGUUUGCCCGAGAGCGUUCCGAAGGCCACGCAAACCGACCAGGAGUUGCUCUCACUGGCCCUUGCGGACACCGCCACGCCGCUGCCCGGCUCUAAUGUGAACAAUCUCACCUACGACAGCAGUGCCGGCUCCAUUGAGGUGGCCCUGCUAAGCGUGGCCCCCGCCGCCCGCCAGCCCAAUCCCAGCAAGCCCAAAAAGAACAUCCAGCCACUCUCGCUGGACUUUAGCCACGACAGCACCGAAGCAGAGCCCAAUGGCGGUGCCCCCACCACCAACCGAGCAGCUGGCACCAACAAGCGGGCUGCGGCACCCAACAACUCGGAGAGCAGCCACCCAAGCAGCAACGACUCGGCCAUCGAAGUGGAGGCCCUCGAUUUGCGCUCACCUUCGCGCUACCAUCGCCAGCCACAAGCCACCAUAUUUCCGCCGAUGAAGGAUUGGGCGCAGAGCGAAGGCAUCUACUACUUUGACAAGCGCAACAAUCGCGUCAUCGAGGUGCGGUCCAUUGAUAUCAGUCAGAGCACCAAUCCAGAUAACACGGGAACCAGCGAGACCAUCCUCCUGGACCAGUCCCAAACUCAGAACCGGCACAAGAAAUCUUCAAUGGGCACGCGCAUGCUGCGCCUCUUUGGGCCCUGUGUCCGCUGCACAGACGCGAACCAAUCGAUCAACGCCACCAGUUCCACUUACACCGUCGGACUGCCAUUGCUGCGCGAGGAGUACGGCAAUCGCCGCACCCACAACGAGCGCUAAUUUCCCUAAAUUGUCUAUUGUUUUAUGUAUUGUAUCCAAAUCUAUUAUUUUAUGUUGCCUAGGGCUCCCUAAUUUUAGCCGCAUAAUCGGCAGAGUAUCCAGUAGUCUACAAUUUGUGUAUGCACGUAAUCCACGUUAAAAUUGCAAGUUAAAUAAAUGUAUAUUUUCGGUAUUCGCAAUAA